Messenger RNA from Chara braunii, 1274 nucleotides. Lineage: Eukaryota; Viridiplantae; Streptophyta; Charophyceae; Charales; Characeae. The record is from the annotation of a GenBank genome assembly.
UUAUGAGGACACCGCAAGAGGACCGAAGUAUGAUCAUGGGGACUAAUACCGAGCUCGCCGUACGGAAUCACAUUGAGGUCCAAGCUGUUGCUGCAGGCUAUGAACGAAUAGACCUGACUGAAUGGUUGAAGGUAACCCCAGUACGCACCCUUGAGGACCUUCUCCUCGCACGAUACCAAGACAAGCAUGCUGCGCUCAAGGCUAGGCUGAAGCUUGAGGCCCUCAAGGGUCAAACAUGGAGGUCCUCCAUGCAAACUUUGGAACAACACUUGACUGGUCUGUUCACUACUCCAGAUGUGGGAAUAACUGAUGUGUCUUGUAUGGAUGUAGUCAUGGGAGUGGCCCCGAAAGAAUACCUYUCCCUGUUGGCACUCAAAGACCAUACCACCUGGCGAGAGCUCAUGACGGAUCUAGUCAACCUAGAAGCCAAGGACCUCGCCAGGCGGAAGAAGGCGCCCGCUGCAGGUGGGAAACCACAACGCAAGCGGUUUGGAAGCAGCAACCAGCUUGCACUGCAUGAUCAUCGGGAGGCUGAAGAUCAGUCCUAUGCGGAUGAUCUGUCUCUAAAUGAUGAUCUAGAGCCGGACCUCGAUAUGGGUUGUUCCACAUCAGCCAUUGAGUCUGACGUCAACGAAGAUGAAAAACUGAAUGCUUUUAGAAAGACUGCUUCAAACAAGGGGCUCAACCGUGGUUCGAGUAGGGGAACUGUUGUCCACCUCCCCAAUAACGCAAAGAUCCUUGAGAAAUCGGAGGAUGCAUCAACCAAGCCUUGGGAAGCCCUCCGUAUCAGUCAAAAGGAAUGGGAAAGAAGAUCUAAACUGCGCAUAUGCCUGCAUUGUCAGAAGCCUGGGCAUGUUGUGCAGGACUGUUACAGACUUCAGGAAAACAAGCAAAGGGCGUAGAGGAGUCAUCAGCACUCCCUACGACAAGGGAAGUCGGAACAUCAGUUGCAUGCUCCUCUAAUCAGCCUGAAUCUGAUCAACAGCCUACUCUUGAAGCCCGGAACGACGUUGAUCCCAAGGCUGCUGCAGUUCAUGUGCUUUACACUGAGCCUUAGGAGGAGUAUAAGGAAGUUGACUUCCACGCUCACAUGGAACAUUGGCUGCAACUCAACCAGCAACGCCGUGUUCAGGCGAGUGUGGAGCUAACCUUCUUUAAACUGCUCAUUAACCGCCGAUACAUUUGCGUGCUGAUUGGCAGUGGUUCAACCACUAAUUUCUUUUCUCCUAACGGGAUUCGUAAGACGGGCCUGGGAAUGAAGCAAGUGGAACUGC